Molecule: messenger RNA, 1546 nt
Organism: Glycine soja
Lineage: Eukaryota; Viridiplantae; Streptophyta; Magnoliopsida; Fabales; Fabaceae
Product: glyceraldehyde-3-phosphate dehydrogenase, cytosolic
Exons: 11
Coding region: 147-1253 (368 amino acids)
Biological process (GO): glucose metabolic process
Molecular function (GO): NAD binding; oxidoreductase activity, acting on the aldehyde or oxo group of donors, NAD or NADP as acceptor; NADP binding
Source: RefSeq, a predicted model, not a curated record
ACUUGGCCCAUUUACCUGUCAUUGCGGUCUUUUACUCUUCUCAAUACCUUAUUAAAACCCUAUCUCACUCACUCACUCACACCGUUCCAUUUCUCAACAACUUCUGCUACUUCCUACUCCAACCGCACUUCUGUUCCGCAAUUAUCAUGGGCAAGGUCAAGAUCGGAAUCAACGGAUUUGGAAGAAUUGGCCGUUUGGUAGCCAGAGUGGCUCUGCAGAGAGACGAUGUUGAACUCGUUGCCGUUAACGACCCUUUCAUCACCACCGAUUACAUGACAUACAUGUUUAAAUACGACAGUGUUCAUGGACACUGGAAGCAUCACGAUGUCACCGUUAAGGACGAGAAGACCCUUCUCUUCGGUGACAAGCCAGUCACUAUUUUUGGACACAGGUUUUUAUUUUUCACUUUAAUUUUUCUUACUGUUUAUGAUUGUUGUGUCCUGCAUGUAAACGUUGAGUGUUGUUUUCUCUGUGAACUCAGAAACCCUGAAGAGAUCCCAUGGGGGUCAACUGGAGCUGACAUCAUUGUUGAGUCCACCGGAGUUUUCACCGAUAAGGACAAGGCCGCCGCACAUUUGAAGGGUGGUGCAAAGAAGGUUAUUAUUUCUGCCCCCAGUAAGGAUGCCCCCAUGUUUGUUGUUGGUGUCAACGAGCACGAGUACAAGCCAGAGCUUGAUAUUAUUUCCAAUGCUAGCUGCACAACCAACUGCCUUGCCCCACUUGCCAAGGUUAUCAAUGACAGGUUUGGCAUUGUUGAGGGUUUGAUGACCACUGUUCAUUCCAUCACCGCUACCCAGAAGACUGUUGAUGGACCAUCAGCCAAGGACUGGAGAGGUGGAAGAGCUGCUUCAUUUAACAUCAUUCCUAGCAGCACUGGAGCUGCCAAGGCUGUUGGGAAAGUCCUCCCUGCUUUGAAUGGAAAAUUGACUGGUAUGGCAUUCCGUGUUCCCACCGUGGAUGUCUCUGUUGUUGACCUCACAGUGAGGCUGGAGAAAGAAGCUUCCUACGAUGAAAUUAAAAAUGCUAUCAAGGAGGAAUCAGAGGGCAAGUUGAAGGGAAUUCUUGGUUACACUGAAGAUGAUGUGGUCUCCACUGACUUUAUCGGCGAUAGCAGAUCAAGUAUUUUUGAUGCAAAGGCUGGAAUUGCAUUGAAUAAGAACUUUGUGAAGCUUGUUUCUUGGUACGACAACGAGUGGGGAUACAGCUCACGUGUCAUUGAUCUUCUUGUAUUCGUUGCCAAGAAGUCUCUUUAAGGUGUUACUUCAAAGUAGCUUGUCUUCACAUUAUUACCGUAUGUUUAUGUUUAGCUGCGAUUUAGUGUCUUGCUCGAGCAAAAAAUGAGAGGUCUGAAUAAAUCGGUUUCUGAAACCAGUGGUGUUACUUGUUGGAGGAGCAUUAGCUCUUUUUUGGACUUUUGAUGUUUUCUCUUGUGGAGGGGGAUCGAGUUUUUGGAUUUUUAUGUACUCGCUGAUGUACUUGGCUUGAAUACUUGCUAAUGUACUUGUUAUUGAUUGUUAUAGUAGAUAUUUGUCCGUCCUUUUUUUCA